AUGGCUACUUUGGCUUCAAUGAUAUUCAAAGGCCAUGAAUUUCCAUACCGAGUGGGUGGCAUACAUACUCCUAUUUAUGAUCCUGGGAUUGUAAGAGUGUGGAAGGUGUGUGUGAGUGACAAGCAUAGCAUGGAAUCGGAACAGUGUUACGAUGUUUAUCUGAAUUUCAGAGGGAAAACGCGCUACGGCUUCGCGGGAACUCUCUGCAACGCUCUGCGGGAGAAGAGGUUCAGGACUUUCAUGAACGACGAGGGAAUGCAGAGUGGAAGCCAAGUUUCAAAUUUUCUUCUGGAAGCAAUCGAGCAAUCUAGAAUCUCGAUCGUCGUUUUCUCCAAAGACUACGCAUGUUACACCUGGUGUCUCGAGGAGCUUGUGAAGAUUGUGGAGUGUAUGGAGACCAGGAAACAAUUGGUUAUCCCAGUCUCCUACAAAGUAGCACCCUACAACGUGAGGGAACAGAAGAAGGUCUACGGCGAGGCCUUCGCCAGACACGAAAACAAGUUCGGGAAGGACUCUGAGAAAGUGCGAAAAUGGAGGUCUGCUUUGUCUCAAGUGGCCAAAUUGCCUGGAGUCUUCGUUGGAUCUGGAUCUGGGUAUGAACAUGAGCAUAUCCAAAAGAUCGUGGAAAAAGUGAAUCAAUCCUUACCUCGCUACGAUAUUUUUCUGAGUUUUAGAGGGGUAGAUACUCGCUACUCCUUCACAGGUUUUCUCUAUUACGCGUUGUGUCGAGAGGGAUUCAAAACCUUCAUGGAUGAUAAAGAGUUGGAAGGUGGGGACAAAAUUUCUUCAUCUCUUAUCAAAGCAAUUGAAGCAUCGAGGCUAUCCAUCGUUGUUCUUUCUGAAAACUAUGCACAAUCGCAAUCGUGUCUUGAAGAACUUGUCACUAUCCUUGAGUGUACGAAGAAAAAGAAUCAACUAGUUUGGCCAAUUUUUUACAAAGUGGAACCGACAACAGUGAGGAAUCAAAAGAAUAGUUAUGGCAAAGCCAUGACUGCACAUGCAGAAAGAUAUGGAAAUGACUCUGAUAAGCUUCUCAACUGGAGGAGAGCUUUGUUUGAAGUUGCCGACUUGAAAGGAUUCUCCCUUGAACCUAAUCGGUCUGUGUAUGAAUUUCAACUCAUCGAACAAAUUGUGAAAGAAGCCAUUGACAAUGAUAAUGGAACUUACUCCCGUAUAUCAAGUCCUAAGUUUAGUCAACCCAUAAGCAAUGAUAAUGAAAAUGAAUUCUCCAACUCAAAUUCUAGUUCGAAUCAAAAUAUCAUCAACAAGGAUAUUGAAGAUUGCAUCUCUAUAUCAAAUCCUAGUUGGAAUCAAAUUAUCAAUGAUGAUGAAGAUUGUUCCUCCACAUCAAUUCCUACCUAA
Molecule: messenger RNA, 1362 nt
Organism: Sphenostylis stenocarpa
Lineage: Eukaryota; Viridiplantae; Streptophyta; Magnoliopsida; Fabales; Fabaceae
Source: the annotation of a GenBank genome assembly